GCGUUGUCAGUACGAGUUCAUAGCUCUGCCGAGUGAAAUGCGGUUUUCAUCCAUGCAGUCAUGAGGCUCAUCUUGGCGUCUUUGUGUUUCUCUGUGAUUGUUGUUGCCGUAACUCCAGUUCAAAACGGUAAAAAUGGAGGUAAAGCAGGUGUUGGAGAAAGAAUUGGACAAGUAGUAGAUUGGUCAAAAAACCAGGGUCAAAAAAUCAUGGACGCCAAUAUCAUGGACCGAGGAUCAAAGCACCCUCCUGUUUCGUGCAUCCAGCACUGUGCUAGUCUUUUCGGUUUCGUCUUCGAAUCGUUUUCAGCGGACAAGGUUCUGAGAUUUUCCGAGGGUACGGUCAUUCCUGUUACCAAAGGGAUAGAAGUCGAGGGGACCCAAGCAAACAAGGAUUAUCAUUCAAGUUUGGUCAACGGGCACAAACGCAUACCUCCAUAUUGUAAAUGCGAAGCAACGGAGGGAUUCUCCCGUUUUCUGGAAGACCACGAAUUGGAUAUCGAAAUCUUUAAUCAUUUUAAAAAAUUUAACAAUAUACAGGAUGCUGUGAAUUAUAUAUACGACGGCACCGUCAAGGUGAACGAAAAGCACGGGGCAAAGUCUUUCACAUACGUUGGUCAUCAAGGCUUGAUGACGUUGAUACUUGCUGAGAUGCAAAAAGCGAAGGUAUACGAUCCUGAUCGAUGGAUGUACCCUGAGAGAUCCGCAAUAAAUAUAGCGUAAUACUUGAUCGGUCUCUAUUCGAACGGUUUUGAAUAUCAAAUUAUUCACCCAAGUCUCUCACGAAAUACCUGUAUGAAAGAAUUUACUGCUAGAGCUACAGGUUCAAAUGAAGUCAAGUUAACAAUUUAAACACUCAAAAUUCUGCUAAAUGUGUCAAAUUCAUCACAUUCAAAGUAUAGGGAGUGACUUCGUUUGUCCUCGAUUCUUAGUCCUCUAAAUGUAUGUUGCUCAUUAGGAUUUCGCUUAUUCAUCUAAUAUAUGUUCUUCUUUGCCUGAGAGUCCUGAUAAGAGUGAAUCAUGUGAAUAAAAUCAUAUAGUGGAAUUUCGGGAUUUUAAUUUGCUGUUUUGGAUAUUUUUCAAUCCUCUUGGUCAGUCAUUAUCUAUAUCGUGAAGCGCCUACUGUCUCAUAACUAAAGAGGCGUAGCCAUGUCUCCCUCCAUUAGUUUAGCUUUUACUCUCGGUUUUUGAGUAUGUUUUACCACGACGUAUAUUCAUGGUAUCACAAUCUCUUUUGAAAAUGUUUUUUCAUCAAUGCUUGUUUUCGUUCUGAUAUUUUUUGUGAAUAUUCUU
Molecule: messenger RNA, 1290 nt
Organism: Bemisia tabaci
Lineage: Eukaryota; Metazoa; Arthropoda; Insecta; Hemiptera; Aleyrodidae
Source: RefSeq, a predicted model, not a curated record